UGCCAGAUGCGAAGAGACUAUUCCAAAAUAGGCCUUUCCAUCUGGCAACCUCCAGAGUGCCCCUUUUUACGUGUGCUAUUUCGCAAUAUAAAGUGAGAAAAAGUUGUUUUUCGCGGAAAAAGUGGAGGAAAAUGGUGGUGGAUUCUACUGAUAACACUUCUGAGGGAGCUGCUGAGGCGCAGUCCAAGAAAGCGGCCAAGAAACAAGCUAAGGAUGCAGCGAAAGCUGCCAAGAAAGCGGAACAUCGAGCCGCAGCCGGCAAGUCUGAAGAUGUGCAGGAAGAAACUGAGGACUAUUCGGCUGGGAAGUAUGGACAGCCGGCGAUGAUUCAAUCUGUGGACAAAUUCCCGGAGAGAAUCUUCGUUCAAGUCUCUCAACUGUCUCAGUUUGUGGGUAGGGAUGCUGUUUGGGUGCGUGGAAGAGUCCACACGUCUCGGAGCAAGGGCAAACAGUGCUUCCUGAUCCUGAGACAGCAUAGCAGCACUGUUCAAUGUGUCAUUGCGGUCAAUGAAGUAGUCUCCAAGCAGAUGGUGAAAUUCAGUGGCAACAUCCACAAGGAGAGCAUCAUUGAUCUGAGAGCGAAGGCCAUAUCUGUGCCCACGAAGAUCGAGUCUUGUACUGAACAAUCCCUGGAGUUGUCUGUUCUUGAGAUUUACGUGGUGUCCGCGGCUAAGGCGCAACUGCCACUGCAGAUUGAGGAUGCUGCUCGUCCGGACAACCCUGACGAUCCGGAAGGUCUUCAUAUUCGUGUGAAUCAAGACACUCGGCUUGACAAUCGCGUGUUAGACUUGAGAACGCCGGCUAACCAAGCCAUUUUUCGGCUGGAGGCGGGCGUUUGCCGUCUCUUCCGUGACAUUCUCACUGCAAAGGGAUUCACGGAGAUUCACACGCCUAAGAUUAUCUCGGCAGCGAGUGAAGGAGGCGCCAAUGUCUUCACUGUGAGCUACUUUAAGGACUCCGCUUAUCUCGCUCAAUCUCCUCAGCUGUAUAAGCAAAUGGCAAUUGCUGCUGACUUUGACAAGGUCUUCACUGUUGGCGCAGUCUUCCGGGCUGAGGAUUCCAAUACACAUCGUCACUUGACUGAAUUUGUGGGCCUCGAUCUUGAGAUGGCAUUCAAGUAUCACUAUCAUGAAGUCAUCGAGACGAUUGGAACUACCUUCACGGCUAUGUUCAAAGGGCUGAGAGAUGAGUAUGCGACCGAGAUCGCGGCUGUUAAUCAGCAGUAUCGAGUGGAACCUUUCCAGUUUCUCGAUCCACCGCUGAAGCUGAACUUUGCCGAAGGAGUGGCGAUGUUGAGAGAAGCUGGCGUGGAAAUGGGCGACGAGGAGGACAUGUCGACGCCCAGUGAGAAGCUCUUGGGUCGUCUGGUGAAGGCAAAAUAUGGCACUGAUUUUUACAUCUUGGACAAGUUCCCUCUGGCCGUGCGGCCCUUCUACACGAUGCCUGAUCCCAAAGACAUUCGGUACUCCAACUCGUACGAUAUGUUCAUGCGAGGAGAGGAAAUCUUGUCUGGCGCUCAGCGAAUUCACGACCCGGAAUUCCUUACAGAGAGGGCGAAGCAUCACAAUAUUGACAUCAGUAAAAUCGCUGCCUACAUCGAGUCCUUCCGCUUCGGAUGUCCUCCUCAUGCGGGCGGCGGCAUAGGGAUGGAGCGGGUCGUGAUGCUGUACUUGGGAUUGGACAACAUCAGGAAGACUUCAAUGUUCCCGCGCGAUCCUAAACGGGUGACUCCCUAAGAGGCACUUCAGGUGACGAGUUUAAUCAACAAUUAAUGCGUCCAUCGAUUUAUUUCCAACCGCUUUUUGCGUGACUUUUGAGCAAAAACUGAGAACCUGGAAAUAAAGUAAUGCGAUCCCUGCAUGAUAAAUUGCUGAA
This is a messenger RNA of Phlebotomus argentipes, 1875 nucleotides long. It is a transcript of the gene AspRS, whose product is annotated as aspartate--tRNA ligase, cytoplasmic. Gene Ontology annotation, cellular component: cytoplasm; cytosol; aminoacyl-tRNA synthetase multienzyme complex. NCBI's taxonomy places the organism in Eukaryota, Metazoa, Arthropoda, Insecta, Diptera, Psychodidae. The coding region runs from base 132 to 1736 and encodes 534 amino acids. The transcript is spliced from 4 exons. Gene Ontology annotation, molecular function: aspartate-tRNA ligase activity; ATP binding; RNA binding. The record is from RefSeq and is a predicted model, not a curated record. Gene Ontology annotation, biological process: aspartyl-tRNA aminoacylation.